AUAUUUCUUGGAGCUGAAGCAGCAGGGUGCGAGCCUUCUGCCCCUUUCCGCCUACAAAUUAAAUCGCCAAAGAAACCCUAGCCAUCGAUCUAGUGAAGAUUUGAGAGAAACGCCAUGAGUCGAGGAACUGGAGCUGGCUACGAUCGCCACAUCACUAUUUUCUCUCCUGAAGGCCGUCUCUACCAAGUCGAAUACGCGUUUAAGGCUGUUAAGGCGUCCGGUAUCACGUCAAUUGGAGUUCGUGGAAAGGAUUCGGUGUGCGUUGUCACCCAGAAGAAGGUUCCUGAUAAGCUAUUGGACCAGACCAGUGUCACGCAUCUCUUUCCCAUUACAAAUUACCUUGGACUCUUAGCCACAGGGAUGACAGCUGAUGCGAGGUCCUUGGUCCAACAAGCAAGAAAUGAAGCAGCAGAAUUUCGUUUUAAAUGGGGAUAUGAGAUGCCUGUAGAUGUAUUUUCCAAAUGGGUUGCAGAUAAAUCACAGAUAUAUACCCAGCAUGCCUACAUGAGGCCUCUUGGAAUAGUUGCAAUGAUCUUGGGUAUUGAUGAGGAGAAGGGACCCCAACUCUUCAAAUGUGAUCCAGCUGGCCAUUUUUUUGGGCACAAGGCGACAAGUGCUGGCCUGAAAGAACAAGAAGCAAUCAACUUCCUGGAAAAGAAAAUGAAGAAUGAUCCUGCAUUCUCAUAUGAGGAAACUGUGCAGACUGCGAUAUCUGCACUGCAAUCGGUUCUGCAAGAGGAUUUCAAAGCUACAGAGAUAGAGGUGGGAGUUGUGAAAGCAGAGGAUCCAGCAUUCAGAGUGUUAUCGACAGAGGAGAUAGACGAACAUCUAACAGCAAUCAGUGAACGUGAUUAGCGGAGGUCCAUUUCAAUAGCUUGACUCAGUUUCAGAUUUCAGACUAUGUUUUAAACUUGUGUCAGAAUAUCUAUUGUGUCACUAUAUCUAUAAUGAAUUGGUUUUUCCACCGCCAAAUUUCCCAUGUAAUAUUGAGUUUCGUGCUGUCAAAUGGCUAUUGUCACAAUUUCAAAACCCUUUGAUCUAGGAUCAUGGCAUUCCCGGUGGAUUUGACAAUAAAUCUUUACAUCUCUCAGAA
Molecule: messenger RNA, 1093 nt
Organism: Zingiber officinale
Lineage: Eukaryota; Viridiplantae; Streptophyta; Magnoliopsida; Zingiberales; Zingiberaceae
Product: proteasome subunit alpha type-6
Exons: 9
Coding region: 115-855 (246 amino acids)
Biological process (GO): ubiquitin-dependent protein catabolic process
Cellular component (GO): nucleus; proteasome core complex, alpha-subunit complex; proteasome core complex
Source: RefSeq, a predicted model, not a curated record